AUGAAUAACCUUCCGGUCCGCGUUGUUCGAAUUUCCCCUGCGUCUCUCCUCCGCCAGUCUCCCCGCACGCAGAUCGCUCGGUACUAUGCCACCCAAGGCGACCUGGGCCGUGGGCCUCGACCUACCGGGACAUCAAGGAAGAAGAGCAUCACAGUUUUGUCCGAUGACGGACGAGUAGAGUGGGGUGAUUUGAGCAGAGGCGAAAAAGUUGCGCGCACAACACAACAGUCCUUCAACUUUGUCAUUGUGCUGGUUGGCGCUGUCCUGACGGGUGGUGUGUUCACACUUCUCUACCAAGAACUGUUCUCGCCGAACAGCAAGACAUGGCAGUUCGAAAAGGCAGUUGAGCGGAUCAAGGAUGACCCCGAGUGUAUAAAGCUGCUUGGUGACCGCGGAGAGAUCAAGGCAUAUGGCGAGAACACUUGGAGUCGAUGGGCGCGAAGCAGACCUAUUGCGACAACCAUCGAAAAAGAUAGGUUAGGCCGUGAGCAUCUCCGGAUGAACUUCCACGUCGAGGGUCCCCUCAACUCUGGUGUGGUCAUCGUGCACAUGAUGAAGCCUCUGGACAAGACCAAUCUUGAGUACCAACUUCUCGCGCUCGAUGUGAAGGGACACUCUCGUGUGAUCCUUGAAAAGGCAUCAGAGAAGCCCAGCGUGGCAAGUACCCUGAAGCUCUUUGGUAUGCAGUGGCGCUAG
Molecule: messenger RNA, 696 nt
Organism: Penicillium nucicola
Lineage: Eukaryota; Fungi; Ascomycota; Eurotiomycetes; Eurotiales; Aspergillaceae
Gene: tim21
Product: protein tim21
Exons: 4
Coding region: 1-696 (231 amino acids)
Biological process (GO): protein import into mitochondrial matrix
Cellular component (GO): TIM23 mitochondrial import inner membrane translocase complex
Source: RefSeq, a predicted model, not a curated record